CAACCCCCUGCGGAGACCAUGUCAAUUGAGACCGUGCGUUCAGCGUUAUAUGGAGUGCUUGCUCAAGUAGAGGAUGUUGUUGGUCUUCGGGAUCCAGAGUACUGGCAAAAUGUAGCGCUGGCUAGUCUGGCUCGCUGCGACCGUGCAAACAUCGCCGUACAACAAGACCCCAGAGCUCUCCUACACGCCCGUAGGAGCAUUCGUACGGAAAUAUCUGCACUUCAAGAUGUGGUGCGCACCUUUGAGAUGAAGCUGAACGCCCUCGCGACACCUACAUCCGUUCUUCCUCCGGAGUUGCUCGGAUUAUGCUUUUCCUUCCUCGCAGAGAUGGAGCCACCCGGACUGCGUUGUACACCGCAUCACACUCUCUGCCCUCUUGGACAUCCGGCGCGUCUCGGAUGGAUUCGCGUUACACAUGUCUGCCGCCACUGGCGGUACGUGGCGCUGAAUCAAUCAUCUUUAUGGCAAAAACCAGUCUUCGACCUCGGGUUAGAAUGCGCUUCCCUUAUGCUCGAACGAGCAAAACGUACUCCUUUGCGCAUUGAUCAUUUCUUUGCGGGUCGGGAAGAUCUGGACGACUCCUACGAAGAAAGGAUAUAUGAUGCGGACAUCAUUGAGGACGCAAUUUCCCAACAUAUUACCCACAUCAAGACGUUCAGCCUACGCAACGUGACGCACAGCGAACAUGCGGUGAUAUCAUCCCUAAUACAAGCUGCCCCCAUCUUAAAGUCCAUACAAAUCAGUACGGGCUCUGGAGACGAUCACUCUAGUUUCUCCUUCCCAGACAAUCUCCUCAACUACGAUGCGCCUUGUCUACAGCAGAUCAACCUGACAGGAGUCGGGGGCAACUGGGGCUGCACACUCUCCCGCUUCCAGAGUCUCGUCAGCCUCGACAUCAUCCAAAGUCUUCGUGGGCUUACUCAAUACGAAGGUCUACUCGACUGCCUCGAAGCAAACCCUGGGCUACGCACCGUCUCAUUGCGAAACGUAUUCCGAACCCCUGUCGGCCUACUAGGUUCAUCCGUAUCAUCGACCCGGUCACGCAUUCAGUUGCACAAUCUCCAGAGCCUUACGAUCCAUCACUUCCACGAGAGCUUUUCGCAGUUUUUCCGUGUGCUCGACAUGGCGGAUACCACUGAAAUAGACUUCAUCGACGUAUCUCCCUCUUCACCAACCAGCAAUUGCCUCCCAUUGUUUUCCGCCCUGUGCUCUCACUUUACACGCCGCCUCCCUUUUCGUCAGCUGGAACUCGACGUGGACAACAAUGGCAUUACCUUUUGUUCCGGAGGCGCACGACGAGAACUGGGAGAGAUUGAUGAACAGAUUGUUUAUUACGUCGCCCUUCCAGCAUAUCUAUCCAUCAAUAUAAUUUGCGAUACGACCGACCUACGUGUCCUCAAAGCUGCUCUUCACACACUUCCGUUCACCGAUACACUCGAAACCCUUGUCGUCACCCACGAAGGGCCAACAUCCGGGCUCUGGGCGUCAGAUUUCUACUCACGCUACCACCACAUACAAUACUUUCGUUUCGAGGACGAAGAGGGACUCGUGGAGCUUGCACGAACCUCAGUCGUUGACGGAACAGAAGUUGGUGUGGAAUUCUUUCCUCGCUUGACGCACCUAGAAGUGCGUUUGAUGGACUUGACGAAGCCCUCUCCCAACCUUGAAAGGGGUACAAUGACGCGUUUCGCCCUCUUGGUAAAGAUGGUACAUAGACGGAAGGAGUUAGGGUCACCCAUUAAAACACUUCGUCUCAAGGGAUGUAGGGUGCCGGAUUCUGGAAUUCAGGAGCUUGAUGAAGUCGUCGAGUGGGCAUACCCCGAGUCGGACGAAGAUGAGCCUGACUGGGAGGAAUUGGAUGAUCAGGGACUUACGUAGGCAAACCCGCACUUCUUUUCUUUAUCCUUCAAAUAUUUUAGUGGCUUAAGCGACGUGUGCGAUGCUAUACAGUGUAGGCCCACUCCUUGAUCCGCCACUUUGAAUCAAUUUGUUUUCUCGCUCCCCUUCCCAUAUUCGUUCAAAUGGCUAACCCUGAGGUUGAUAUCAUCCAUAAAGGAUUUCAGAAUAAAAUACACACGGUGCCCAAGGUGAGUGUGCAUUCUUGGGAGACCAAAAGGUGGUGUGGCACCCGAGCGCCACAAAAUAUGGGUCCUUGAUCCAACGCCGCACUGCACGGUUCCCCCUCAUAACAAUAAUGCAUGCUCAUUCAUGUAUUCAAUAUAGCCUUAAGUGUCCUGUAUCUACAAGUUUAAAGAGUGUUCUUCAAGCUGGGGGAGCUGUAGGCGGCAGUUAUGCAGUGGAUCAAGGACCGGGGUUGGAUCAAGGAGUGGGCCUACACUGUA
Messenger RNA from Stereum hirsutum FP-91666 SS1, 2342 nucleotides. RefSeq lists its product as uncharacterized. Bases 19 to 1878 code for a protein of 619 amino acids. Lineage: Eukaryota; Fungi; Basidiomycota; Agaricomycetes; Russulales; Stereaceae. Gene Ontology annotation, molecular function: protein binding. The record is from RefSeq and is a predicted model, not a curated record. The transcript has 2 exons.